GCGGGGCAGGGAGGCAGCAUGCUAAGCCGGGUGCGCUCGGCCGUGGCGCACCUGGUGAGCUCCGGGGGCGCCCCGCCUCCGCGCCCCACGUCCCCAGACCUGCCCAGCGCGCCCUCCGCGCAGUCCGCCGCUCCCCCAGAAGCGCCCAGGAGCCCUCCGGCGAGGGCGGGGAGCGGGAGCGCGGCGCCUGCGAAGACAGUAGAGGCUCGAGCGAGCUUCUCCCGACCGACCUUUCUGCAGCUGAGCCCAGGGGGGCUGCGACGCGCCGACGACCACGCUGGCCGGGCUGUGCAAAGCCCCCCGGACACCGGCCGUCGCCUGCCCUGGAGCACGGGCUACGCCGAGGUCAUCAACGCUGGCAAAAGCCGGCACAAUGAGGACCAGGCCUGUUGUGAAGUGGUGUAUGUGGAAGGUCGGAGGAGUGUUUCAGGGGCACCUAGGGAGCCGAGCCGAGGUCAGGGACUCUGCUUCUACUACUGGGGCCUGUUUGAUGGGCAUGCAGGGGGUGGAGCUGCUGAAAUGGCCUCCAAGCUCCUGCAUCGCCACAUCCAGGAGCAGCUAAAGGACUUGGUAGAGAUACUCCAGGACGCCUCGCCACCUCCCCUCUGCCUCCCAUCUACCCCAGGAGCCCCAGGUUCCUCUGAUUCUUCUCACUUGGUUGGUCCCCAGUCCUGCUGGUCUUCACAGAAGGAAGUGACCCAUGAGAGUCUGGUAGUGGGGGCCAUUGAGAAUGCCUUCCAGUUCAUGGAUGAGCAGAUGGCCCAGGAGCGGCGUGGCCACCAAGCAGAGGGGGGCUGCUGUGCACUGGUAGUGGUCUACUUGCUAGGCAAGGUGUAUGUGGCCAAUGCGGGUGACAGCAGAGCCAUCAUUGUCCGGAAUGGUGAAAUCAUUCCAAUGUCCCAGGAGUUCACCCCGGAGACUGAGCGCCAGCGCCUUCAGCUGCUUGGCUUCCUGAAACCGGAGCUGCUAGGCAGUGAGUUCACCCACCUGGAGUUUCCCCGCAGAAUUCAGCCCAAGGAGCUGGGGCAGAGGAUGCUGUACAGGGACCAGAACAUGACUGGCUGGGCCUACAAAAAGAUCGAGCUGGAAGAUCUCAGGUUUCCUCUGGUCUGUGGAGAGGGCAAAAAGGCUCGAGUGAUGGCCACCAUUGGGGUGACCCGGGGCUUGGGAGACCACAACCUCAAAGUCUGCAGCUCCACUCUACCCAUCAAGCCCUUCCUCUCCUGCUUCCCUGAGGUGCGAGUGUAUGACCUGACACAGUACGAGCACUGCCCAGAUGAUGUGCUAGUCCUGGGCACCGAUGGGCUGUGGGAUGUCACCAGUGACUGUGAGGUAGCUGCCACUGUGGACAGGGUGCUGUCGGCCUAUGAGCCCAAUGACCCCAGCAGGUACACAGCUCUGGCCCAAGCUCUGGUCCUGGGGGCCCGGGGCACCCCCCGGGACCGUGGCUGGCGUCUCCCCAACAACAAGCUGGGUUCCGGGGAUGACAUCUCAGUCUUCGUCAUCCCCCUGGGAGGGCCAGGCAGUUACUCCUGAGGCGCUCAGCCCCGACCCUCCCACCACCAUCCUAGCCUCUCAAUGCCUACUAUCUGCCAACCCAAACUCUGCAGUUGUCCCCCUGACCUUUAGUGGCAACUUAAUUGGAGAAGGGAUAUCAGUUAGAUCCAAAAUUAUAGCUAGUGGCAAAUAAACCGGAUGAA
Molecule: messenger RNA, 1700 nt
Organism: Nyctereutes procyonoides (raccoon dog)
Lineage: Eukaryota; Metazoa; Chordata; Mammalia; Carnivora; Canidae
Gene: PPM1J
Product: protein phosphatase, Mg2+/Mn2+ dependent 1J
Exons: 10
Coding region: 19-1536 (505 amino acids)
Biological process (GO): protein dephosphorylation
Molecular function (GO): protein serine/threonine phosphatase activity
Source: RefSeq, a predicted model, not a curated record